AUGAUGCCCAAGCUCGCACGAAAGCAGCACCUGUUCUCGGAGAUGUGGAAGCUCGCGCUGUUCAGUGUGCAAAUUAAGCCGUCGGUCAAUUGCGAGCACGUCUUUUCCGCCCGUACCGUCAUGAAGGGGGACCGGCGGACGCGCUUGUCAGCUAUCCGGCUUAACGAGAGUCUUUUCGUGAAGCUGAAUACGUCGGGGUCCUUCAAGAAGGAGGAUGCAGUGUUGAAGGGGGCAAUGGCCAAGUACAAGUCCUCCACUAGGAUGCACCUCUACAUGCACAUCGCCGAUAAGGUCAAGAAUAUCCUUCGCGACCCGCGCUUCAACCGCAUGCGGUCGGCUUUGUGA
Messenger RNA from Volvox carteri f. nagariensis, 345 nucleotides. RefSeq lists its product as uncharacterized. The coding region runs from base 1 to 345 and encodes 114 amino acids. The record is from RefSeq and is a predicted model, not a curated record. The transcript has a single exon. Lineage: Eukaryota; Viridiplantae; Chlorophyta; Chlorophyceae; Chlamydomonadales; Volvocaceae.